AUGCACAAGCUGAGCGUGGAGGCACCACCCAAGAUUCUGGUGGAGAGAUACCUCAUCGAGAUUGCCAAGAACUACAAUGUGCCCUAUGAGCCUGACUCUGUGGUGAUGGCUGAAGCCCCUGCAGUUGGAGAGGCAGAUCUCAUUGACGUGGGGUUCACAGAUGAUGUGAAGAAGGGCGGCCCUGGAGGGGGAGGAGGUGGAUUUACAGCCCCGCUGCUUGGUCACGACGGACUGGUACCCAUGCCGGUGAUGAUGCCUAUGCCUAUGCCAACACCAAAUCCUCCCUUCGCCUACCCUCCUCCAAAGGGGCCGGAGAACUUCAAUGGCCUGCCAACCGGGACCUACCAGCCUUUCGCUAACAUCCACCCGCCCUCGAUUCCAGCAACCCCACCCACAUACGAGUCUAUCGAUGAACCUAGUGCUGACCAGGAUUGAAAUAUUUCUCUACGAAUAGGGCCUGGGCCCAAGCCAGAACCUAAACCAAGAGCUGGAGCUCCCACUCCCGUCGAUAACUUCGUGCUGCCUGAGUUGCCAUCCGUGCCGGAUACGCUGCCAACAGCAUCUGCUGGCGCCAACUCCUCUGCCUCUGAAGACAUUGACUUUGAUGAUCUUUCUCGGAGAUUUGAGGAGCUAAAGAAGAAGACAUAA
Molecule: messenger RNA, 648 nt
Organism: Apaloderma vittatum (bar-tailed trogon)
Lineage: Eukaryota; Metazoa; Chordata; Aves; Trogoniformes; Trogonidae
Gene: IST1
Product: increased sodium tolerance 1 homolog (yeast)
Exons: 5
Source: RefSeq, a predicted model, not a curated record